This is a messenger RNA of Coturnix japonica (Japanese quail), 1195 nucleotides long. RefSeq names its product glyoxylate and hydroxypyruvate reductase (gene GRHPR). NCBI's taxonomy places the organism in Eukaryota, Metazoa, Chordata, Aves, Galliformes, Phasianidae. Gene Ontology annotation, molecular function: hydroxypyruvate reductase (NADH) activity; glyoxylate reductase (NADPH) activity; NAD binding. The record is from RefSeq and is a predicted model, not a curated record. Gene Ontology annotation, cellular component: cytosol.
CCGGUGCUGCCGGGCCGCCGUCGGUCCGUGCGGGGGCGCUGCGGGCGGCAAUGCGCCGGGCUAUGGCGGUGUUCGUGACGCGGCGGAUCCCCGCACAGGGAAUGCGGGUCCUGUCGGAGGCGAAGGGAUGCUGCGUGCAGCAGUGGGACUCGGAUGAGCCCGUCCCGAGGAACGAGCUGCUGUUGGGGGUCGCGGGGAAGCAGGGGCUGCUGUGCCUCCUGUCCGACCGUAUCGACGCCGAGGUGCUGGAUGCCGCUGGGCCGAGCCUGAAAGUCAUCAGCACCAUGUCCGUGGGGUUCGACCACCUCGCCCUGGACGAGAUCAAGAAGCGGGGGAUCCGCGUGGGGUACACCCCUGACGUCCUCACCGAUGCCACCGCGGAGCUGUCGGUGGCUCUGCUCCUCACUACGUGCCGGCGGCUGCCCGAGGCGGUGGAAGAGGUGAAGACCGGUGGCUGGACAACCUGGAAGCCCUUGUGGAUGUGUGGCUAUGGGCUGUCUGGUAGUACGGUGGGCAUCAUAGGUCUGGGAAGAAUAGGGCAGGCGGUUGCUCGCCGUCUGAAGCCAUUUGGGGUCAAGAACUUCUUGUACACUGGAAGUCGCCCAAAACCAGAGAAUGCUGCAGAGUUCCAAGCUGAGUUUGUCCCACUCACAAAGCUGGCCGAGGAGUCGGACUUUGUCAUCGUGACGUGUGCUUUGACUCCCAGCACCCAGGGAAUGUGCAACAAGAAUUUCUUCAGCAGGAUGAAGAAGACUUCUGUGUUCAUCAACACGAGCAGAGGGGCUGUGGUGAACCAAGAAGAUUUGUAUGAUGCAUUAGUCAGUGGCCAAAUUGCAGCUGCAGGCCUGGAUGUCACAACGCCGGAGCCACUGCCCACCGACCACCCUCUGCUCAAACUCAAGAACUGUGUGAUCCUGCCACACAUCGGGAGUGCCACCUAUGCGACACGGAGCACCAUGGCUGUGCUGGCUGCUGACAACCUGCUGGCUGGCCUGCGGGGCGAGCCUAUGCCCCACGAGCUGCUGCUGUGAGGGCUGGACCAGCAUCACCACCAGGUCACCGUGAGGGAUGCAGCAUCGUGUGCCAGCCUGGGGUAGUGGGCAGGUGGGUCCUGUGCCCCUGCUCUGCAAGUGAGGAGUCAACAGCAUCCAUGGCAAGAGAACUGCACCAUAGCAAUUAAAGAGAAGCAGUGACA